AAUUUAGCGUGUCGCAUCACGAGUCCGUCCAUACGAGUCCUGAAGCGGCAGAAGAGGCAUGGUUUUCCAAGCGCUGGCUGCUCUUUCACCGCUUAUAAACAGACACACGCAAGACUAGCGAAAACACGACCCGAUUUAAACGUUAUUUUCCUCAUUUUCAAACGCAUUUUGUUCGUUUCCUGCUAUAUAAACUUCUCUAUUAGCUUUAGCCAGGUAGCUUGCAUCUGGAAAUUGGACAAGUAUGAUCAGCCUGGCGGUGGAUUAAUCGGCCUAUUUUAACAGAAGAUUCAUUUUUCUCAUGUGAAACCGCGAUGUCACAUAGUGUAGUAAAGAUUGCUUGUUGUUUGUGUUGUUCCAAAGGCGCUGUCUGAAGUUGAUGUACGUUAGGUUUGUAAAGCUGAACAAAAUCCAGGAAAACUGGAGAUCACAGCCAGCAAAUCUCUUCAGGAGAGCAGACUAAAGCCCUUUCUGCCUUCAAACUCAGCAGUUUAGACCAAAUCAAGACCGAGCAAAGACGACAUCCAUCCAAAGCCUUUUGAUUUCAUCUACAAGAAGAGAAUAAAGCACAAACAAAACAAAAACAGGCUGAUAUGAUGUUUCCACAAGCCAGGCACUCGGCUUCGUCUCAAUCGACACAGCCGCUCAAAUUCACCACGUCAGACUCUUGUGAUCGCAUCAAAGACGAAUUUCAGUUCCUGCAGGCACAAUAUCACAGUCUGAAGUUGGAAUGUGAUAAACUGGCGAGUGAGAAAUCUGAAAUGCAGCGUCAUUACAUAAUGUAUUAUGAGAUGUCAUACGGACUCAACAUUGAAAUGCACAAACAGGCGGAGAUUGUGAAGAGAUUGAAUGGAAUCUGUGCUCAGGUGUUGCCUUACCUGUCUCAAGAGCACCAGCAGCAGGUCCUGGGAGCGAUUGAGCGAGCCAAACAGGUCACCCCUCCUGAGAUGAACUCGAUUAUUCGGCAGCAGCUUCAGGUUCACCAGCUCUCUCAGCUUCAGGGUUUGGCGUUACCCAUGACCCCUCUGCCCCUGGGCCUGACUCCGUCCACCCUGCCCACCGUCACCUCCAACUCUGGCCUCCUGUCGCUGUCCAGCAUCCUCGCAUCACAUGCGCACCUGGCCAAGGAGGACAAGAGCUCCCGCGACGGGGCCGAUGGCCACCGCGAGGAGGACGCGGACAAAUCCGACUAGCCUUCAUAGAGAUAGUUUGAUUCUGUCAUGAGGUCUGUAAAGAGAGACCGAGUGCAGAAAGAGAGAAGAGAUUGCUGAAUCUACUCCUUCUGUCUCACAGGAUUGGGUCUGAUUCAGUCUCUCUCUCUCUCUGUUAAUACUGCAAAUCUUUAUUCCGUAAUUCUGUUUGAUUCAUUUUCUUUUGAUUAGUGAUGUUUGCUAAGGCUCUAUUACUAUUGCUCAUACUUGGGGUUAGUGAUUUGAACAAACCCCUAACCCUAAGUAUUAAACUUCAGCAUGUAACAUACCUCAAAUUGUGUGUCUUGAGGAGAGCUGUAUUAUUACUGUAAGUGACUUUUGAUUUUUCCUGGCAGUCAAUAAAUGGAUGAAAAAAUCCCAUAGAUAUUGACAGAGAGACCCAAACCGUAUCCAGAGACCUGAAUAUAAUAGAGACUUCAUGAUGCGUCAUCCACUUAUGAGUCACCCAAUGCUCUAGCAACAACCUAGUAACAUGUAGUUGUCCUGGCAACCACCCCAAACACAUGCGCAAACAACCACUCGGGUGCGUUUCCCAAAAGCAUCGUUCGCUAACUAUGGUAGUUAGUUCCAUUGAAAUCUAUUGGUA
This is a messenger RNA of Sinocyclocheilus grahami, 1794 nucleotides long. Its product is annotated as amino-terminal enhancer of split-like. NCBI's taxonomy places the organism in Eukaryota, Metazoa, Chordata, Actinopteri, Cypriniformes, Cyprinidae. Gene Ontology annotation, molecular function: transcription corepressor activity; protein binding. The record is from RefSeq and is a predicted model, not a curated record. Bases 591 to 1190 code for a protein of 199 amino acids. Gene Ontology annotation, biological process: regulation of DNA-templated transcription; negative regulation of canonical Wnt signaling pathway. Gene Ontology annotation, cellular component: nucleus; transcription regulator complex. The transcript is spliced from 7 exons.